CCCCAGCCGUCCCGCCGUCGCGAACGCGCCAAUCUGUCGGCCGGGAGCUGUGUGGUAACCCGCGGCGGCCUCCGGCUUUCCGAAGACCCUUUCCCGCGAGAGCGGGGCGAUGCAGGGCAGCCGGCAGCCGAGGGUCCGCUCAGGGAACGAACCCUGGCCCGCGCCCGCCAUGGAGCCGGCGGGUCCCGGGGCUUGGGCCCACAGCCGCGCCGCGCUGGUCCGCCUGGAGAACCUGCUGCGCUGCUCGCGCUGCGUUAAUAUUCUGAGGGAGCCUGUUUGCCUAGGAAGUUGUGAACACAUCUUUUGUAGUAACUGUGUAAGCGACUGCAUUGGAACCCGAUGUCCAGUAUGCCAAACCCCAGCUUGGAUACAAGACAUAAAAAUAAAUAGGCAGUUGGGCAGCAUGAUCCAGCUUUGUAGUAAACUUCGAAAUUUACUACAUGACAACAAGCAAGAUGUGAAAGAAGAUACAUCUAGAACACAUUUAUUUAACGAUGCUGAAAACAAGAAGAAUUCAAUAAAAAUGUGGUUUAGUCCUCGAAGUAAGAAAGUCCGAUACGUUGUGAGUAAAGUUUCAGUGCAAACCCAGCCGGAAAAGGUGAAGGAUGAAAACACUCAGCAAGCCUCACCUUAUGAAUUUAUCUCCAUGACUCCUCCUACAGAUGUUCCUAAGAAGGCUAGAAAGACUCCCACAACAUCUGGGAAAAAGCAGAAAAAAAAAACUUUAGCUGAAAUCAACCAAGAAUGGAAUUCAGAGGCAGGAAAAGGAGGAGGUGACCUUGACUCAAAAGAGGAAUGCAAAGAAAAGCUGGUGUCCUUCUGUAGCCAGCCAUCGGUUAUUGGUAGUCCACAGGCAGAAGGUGAGAUAGACUUACUUGCUAGUGGCCCUUGCAUAGAGUCUGAAUCUUCAGAAAACAUAGCUGAAGUCUUUUUGCCUUUAGCUGAACAAAUUGAGUCUCCAGACAGUGAGACCAUGAAUGAAGUGACUCCUGAGGAGGUCUCUGAAAACCAUCUUAGAUCUAAAAGGUCUUUGACAUUAGAUGGUAUAGGAAACAUAAAUGAAGUCUCUUUGCCUUUAGCUGAGCAGAACAAGUCUCCAGAUAUUGAGACCAUGAAUGAAGUGAUUCCUGAGGAGGUCUCUGAGAACCAUCUUCGAUCUAGAAGGUCUUUGACAUUAGAUGGUAUAGGAAAACGUAGGCAUUCUAGUCCCGUUUCUAACAGAAGUGUAAGCAGCAUUCCAAGCACCAGUGGAGAUAUUCCCGAGCAAACCGAGCCUUCAGAAAGCGUGCCAAUACCUGACUGUUCUUCACCACCUCCCAGAAAACGUAAAGUUCGUACCUCAUUGAGCAGAAAAAAUAGUGAGGUACCAGAUGACUCCAUUAACCUUUCAUCAGGCACUGCACCCCCUUCUUUGAAUAGUUCACAUUACAGACGAAUGAUCUGCAGCCAGUCAGCAGUGAAGACGUCCUCCAGCAGCCUUAUGGCUGGGAAGAGGAAUCAUAGAGGAGAGACUUUGCUCCACGUUGCUGCAAUUAAGGGUGAUAUACCGUCUGUUGAGUACCUCUUAAACAAUGGAAGUGACCCAAAUGUCAAAGACAAUGCUGGAUGGACACCAUUGCAUGAAGCAUGCAAUCUUGGGCACUUGAAGGUGGUAGAAUUGUUGCUGCAACACAAGGCCUUGGUGAACACCACGGGAUACCAGAAUGAUUCCCCACUUCAUGACGCAGCCAGGAACGGGCACCUGGAUGUAGUUAAGCUUCUCCUGUCCUAUGGAGCCUCUAGGAAUGCUGUGAAUAUAUUUGGUCUACGGCCUGUGGAUUGUACAGACAAUGAGAAUAUGAAAUCACUGUUACUGCUAACAGAGAAGAAUGAAUCAUCCUCAACUAGACAUGACUCGGUAACCAACACUGGGCAGCGGAGGGAUAGACCGCUUGUACUUAUAGGCAGUGGACUUUCUUCAGAACAACAAAAAAUGCUUGAUGAGCUUACAAUAAUUCUUAAGGCCAAAAAAUGUGCUGAAUUUGACAGUACAGUAACUCAUGUCAUUGUUCCUGAUGGUGCAGUUCAAAGUACUCUGAAAUGUAUGCUUGGAAUCCUCAAUGGAUGCUGGAUCCUGAAAUUUGACUGGGUAAAAGCCUGUCUGCAGAGUAAAACUUGUGAGCAGGAAGAAAAGUAUGAAGUUCCUGAUGGGCCACAAAGAAGUAGACUUAACCAAGAACAACUGUUACCAAAACUGUUUGAUGGAUGCUACUUCUAUUUUGGAGGAACCUUCAAACGCCUUCCAAAGGACAACCUUAUUAAGCUUGUUACUGCAGCAGGGGGGCAGAUUCUCAGUAGGAGACCCAAGCCAGACAGUGACGUGACACAGACCAUCAACACCAUUGCUUACCAUGCCCAGCCUGAUUCUGAUCAGCGCUUCUGCACGCAGUACAUCAUCUACGAAGACGGCUCUGCUCAUUAUCGCCCAGAAAGGAUCCGGCAAGGCAAAGUCUGGAUGGCUCCAUCCAGCUGGUUUAUAGACUGUGUGAUGUCCUUUGAGCUGCUUCCCGUUGAGAGCUCUGACAUGGCAUGAGUGUUAGAAGUUGAGCUUGGGCAGUUUGUGAGAACCCAAACGUUGACCAUUCAUAUUUUUAUAAAUAGGUAGAAGCAGUCAAAUUUUCUUUGAGUUAAAAAUAAGUUUCUCCAACACCAGAUUAGAAAUUCACUCUGUUUACAGAUUUGAUGCUAAAAUUGCUGUAAUGCAUUUUUUUUUUAGAACUGGCAAAUGAUUUUUGAUUUAUUAUGUUUAUUCAUGUUAUCAGCUAAGUUUAAUGAGCUGUGGUUUAGUAUAAAAGUGGUUGUGUUACUGCUUCGGCCUUUGCUAUGAUUUAAUCAAAAGUCACAUUUGCCUUCUUC
Molecule: messenger RNA, 2895 nt
Organism: Ochotona princeps (American pika)
Lineage: Eukaryota; Metazoa; Chordata; Mammalia; Lagomorpha; Ochotonidae
Gene: BARD1
Product: BRCA1 associated RING domain 1
Exons: 11
Coding region: 110-2572 (820 amino acids)
Molecular function (GO): protein binding
Source: RefSeq, a predicted model, not a curated record